CAGCAGUACCUCUAGGAGCAGCAGCGACCAUCCGUUUUUAGCGACCCUGCAGUAGCAGCAACCGGAGCGACGAGGAAGUGGGAGGAGGAGAAGGAGUAGGACGACGACGAGAGGCGCACAUGCUCGCCCGCUCGCUCUAUCGAAUCGAUCCAUCCAUCGAUCCAUCUCCCUCCAGACCCGCCCAGCCCAGUCCAGUCCAACCAAGAAGCGGACAAUCAGCCCCCCGUCAUCGCCCCAAAAACGAGCUGACUACGCGAAUCGACCCCCGGCCACGCUCGCGAGAUCGCUCUCUGGGGGGCGCAAGAAGCGGUGACGGGCAGCAGGCCCAACCAGCAAUCAAGCAAGCAGCUCGCUGGCCCACAACCGACCGUCCGGCCGUCCUUUUUUUCUUUUCGCUUUCCUUCCUCGUUCCUCGUUCCUCGGCUCGCGGGCGCCAGUUGCCCGCUCCAGCGACGCGCAGCCGCAGCGGGAGCGCCCGCCCUGUUCGAGCCGUUUCGUUUGCUUGCUUGCGUGCGCGCGAGAUGGCGCGCUGCCUGGCCCCAUCGAGCGGCCGCCCGCCGCCGCCACCGCUACCCGCUGGCCAUGAGCCGGGUAUUGGCGUGGCGUGGCGUGGGCGUGGGCGCGAGCGUGGGCGUGGCGUGUGCAAGGCCGCAAGCAGCCGUCUGCUGGCUGCUAUGCUAUGCUAUGCUACUGCUGGCUGGCUGGCUGCUGACUGCUUCUGCUGCUGGCUGCUGUUGCUUAUGCUGCCAACCGGAGAGGGGAGCAGCUACCAACCUACCAACCUACCUACCUACCUAGGCGGGUGGGUGUGGAGGCGCUUUUCGGCUAGCUACUGGCAGCCAGAGGCACACUGGGCUGGGCUGGGCUGGCUGGCAGGCAGGCAGAUGUCGCACGAGCGCGCGGCGGGGCACGCUGUUUUGAGCGCGCGCGCUUGCUUGCUUGUUGCUCUUGCGCGCUCUCUUUUCCUCCCCUCCCCUCCCCUCCCCGCUUCUCGGAGUAAGUAGGUAGGUUGCUUGGUUGGUAGCCAGGUAAGUACGUACGUCGCUCCAGUGCUCGCUCGCGUUGCGGGGCUGGCGUCAUUGUCCCGUGAUGCUGUAGGCAUGUGGCUAGGUAGGGAGGUAGGUAGGGCACACACGUACGUACGUACAUACAUACACACAUACAUAGCUAGGUUCGUACGGAGGUACUGGAGGUAGGGGAGGCAGGGGAGGGCAGGGAAAAACCAGCCGUGCCCGUGUCGUGACUUGCCCUGCCCUGCCCUGCCUUGCCUUGCCUGCCUGGUAGUUACCCACCCACCUACCUACCUACCCUACGUCCCAAGCACCACUUCUGCUGUUUCUGCUGCUGUUGGCGGUGUAGCUUCCACACCCCCGCUGCCGCUGCAGCAGCAGCAGUAGCAUUCGCGGCAGGGAGGCAGCCGCAGCAGCCCUGAAUUCGAUGGAUUUUCAGUACUCCUACGGU
Aplosporella prunicola CBS 121167 is the source of this 1461-nucleotide messenger RNA. RefSeq lists its product as uncharacterized. The record is from RefSeq and is a predicted model, not a curated record. The transcript has a single exon. Lineage: Eukaryota; Fungi; Ascomycota; Dothideomycetes; Botryosphaeriales; Aplosporellaceae. Bases 120 to 1004 code for a protein of 294 amino acids.